AUGGUGAACAUUCUGAUGAAUGCAGCAACUCAGCCCAGAAACGCCUCAGAGGCAGUCAAGUACACCGUAGCCGCAUCAGCCCUACUUGUAGGAGAUUUUCGAUGCUUGCACAUCGACGUAUCAUCCAACUACCAAGGAUCGAGGACAUACCUAGUUUUUACUACUCCGGAUGGUUCGAUUCUCGAGCAGGCGAUCACUCUAAGCUUCAAGGGCAAUGGGCAGGCUGAAGCGUCCAACAAGACCAUCCUCGACGAGUUCCCUGAUGUUCUAUGGGCAUAUCGCACCACCAAAAGACAAGCAACAGGUGAAACUCUAUUCUCUCUGGCCUAUGGUUCUGAGAUGAUCAUUCUUCCCAACGUCGUAGUGCCAAGCAUCAGCACUGUACUGUUGAACUUUGAGCAGAACGAAAAAGAGAUGGCUACCAACUUAUACCUGGUAGAGAAAGAGCGCGAGAAGGUUAUCACCUGCAUUGCGGCCUAUCGGCAGCAGCUUCUCUCCAACUACAACAAAGGGUAA
Malus domestica (apple) is the source of this 516-nucleotide messenger RNA. The record is from RefSeq and is a predicted model, not a curated record. NCBI's taxonomy places the organism in Eukaryota, Viridiplantae, Streptophyta, Magnoliopsida, Rosales, Rosaceae.